GCGUCCUUUUUUGACAACAAAUCAAUAAUAUAUUUUUUGUUUCAAAAAACAGAAUUUCCCGAAAUAAAUUCCUUCCUGUCCAAAAAUCAGUUUCCCGACCACCGCCCGCACUACAACACACACCCAAACAGAUUCAAUUACCGCCCUCCCAUUCCUUUCAAUCUCUUCCCCUUCUUCUUCUUCUUCCUCCACAGUUCAUCAUUAAUGGCGAUCUCAUCGCCGUCGUCACUCUCUCCGCCGCCGUCGUCUUCUUCCUCCUCCUCAUCGACCACGUCAAUUCCUCAAUCGCGAUUGCCAUCUCCGGCUCCUUCAUCCCUAAUUAAAUAACAAACAACCACAAAUACAGCGACUACGUACCCCCCAUCUCUAUAUUAAUUGCUCCCAAUUUUGUUCUGCCCUUUCUCUUCCUCUUCGUCUUCUUCUCCUGCUCCGCACAGCAGCUCUGUAAAUCUUCCAUUUCAUUUGUCAUUUAUAUAUGGGACACCACCCUCAUUCCCACGCCCAUCAGCACAACACCAGCGAUGGCGUCUCGCAGCGAGUCAAUAGCCCUCGCUUCACGGGCUCCAUGACUCGCCGGGCCACUUCCUUCAAGCGCAACCCCAACGCCACCACCAACGCCGCCCCCGCAGCCGCUGUCUCCGCCGCCGGUAAUGCGACGGGCGCCGCGGGCAACGGCGGCGGUGGCAGCGCUGCUCAGACGGCCAGCAACAGCACGGCCAACAGCGCCGGGGCCAGUCCCAGGUUCGGCUCCGGGGGGGACGAGAUUGAUCUCCAGAUCACCUCGCCUAGAUCUGAAGUCGUCGUCGUGGACGGUUUCGAUCGCCAGCACCUCGUCCAGAGAGUACACGCCGGUGUCGCCAGGAGUAGUAAGAAGGGCGGCGGGGGAAUCGGAUCCGUCGUGCGGGAUUUUGGCUUCCGGGAGCGGAAGAAGCUCGGGCAGUGGAUGUUCUUUGUCUUCUGCGGCGUUUGUUUGUUUCUAGGCGUGUUUAAGAUUUGCGCCGGCGGCUGGUUUGGAUCUGCGCUCGACGGCUCCACCUACCAUCAGGAUUUGCCUGAUUCUGUCACCCAAGUAGACUUGGAUGAGAGCUCCCACAUUUCUGACACUUUUGAGUAUAAAGACAAUGGCGAUGGAGAUAGAAAUCUGAAGGCGGUCACUGCAGGCGUAUCUCUUGGUGAUGAUGCCAAGGUGGAAGAUGUGGAUCGAAAUCUAAAAAUGGUGACCGCUGGACUAGCUAACAGUAUUGGUGGCAAGGUUGAGUUGUCAGGUAUCUGGGCAAGACCUGACAGUGAUAAUUUCACCCACUGCAUUGACUUACCAAGAAGUCAUAAAAAGCUAGAUGCAAAAACAAAUGGUUAUAUCCUCAUAAAUGCUAAUGGUGGCUUAAAUCAGAUGAGAUUUGGGAUCUGUGACAUGGUUGCUGUGGCUAAGAUUAUGAAGGCAACACUGGUCCUUCCCUCUCUUGAUCACACCUCGUAUUGGGCAGAUGACAGUGACUUCAAGGAUCUGUUCAACUGGCAACAUUUCAUUGAGACACUACAGGAUGAAGUACACAUAGUUGAGACUUUACCAGCACCUUAUUCAGGAGUGGAGCCUUUUAUGAAAACACCAAUAUCUUGGUCUAAGGUUAGUUAUUAUAAAACCGACGUCUUGCCAUUGCUGAAGCAGCACAGAGUAGUCUACUUUACGCACACUGAUUCUCGGAUUGCAAACAAUGGUAUUCCGGAUUCAAUCCAAAAACUAAGAUGUCGUGUGAAUUAUAGGGCAUUGAAAUAUGCCAAACCAAUAGAAGAACUUGGAAACUUGCUGGUGGCAAGAAUGAGAGUAAAUGGCAAUCCUUACCUUGCACUUCAUUUGAGGUAUGAGAAGGAUAUGCUUGCAUUUACUGGCUGCAGUCACAGUUUAAGCGCAGAAGAGGACGAGGAGCUACGCAUCAUGCGUUAUGAAGUGAAUCAUUGGAAGGAGAAAGAGAUAAAUGGGACAGAAAGAAGGUUGCAAGGUGGUUGUCCAUUGACUCCUAGGGAGACUUCUCUACUGUUGAGAGCACUGGGUUUUCCUUCCAGCACUAGGAUUUACUUGGUAGCUGGCGAGGCCUAUGGGAAUGGGAGCAUGCAGUAUCUCGAGGACGACUUCCCGAACAUAUUCUCGCAUUCAUCUCUGGCUACAGAAGAGGAGCUGGAACCUUUCAAGAAUCAUCAGAACAUGUUGGCUGGUAUAGACUAUGUUGUUGCACUUCAGAGUGAUGUGUUUGUGUAUACAUAUGAUGGAAAUAUGGCUAAGGCAGUUCAGGGGCACCGUCGAUUUGAGAACUUCAAGAAGACCAUCAACCCCGACAAGAUGAACUUUGUGAAACUUGUGGAUGAGCUAGACGAGGGGACAUUGUCAUGGAAGAGGUUCAGUUCCAAAGUGAAAAAGCUUCACCGGGAUCGUGAUGGAGGGCCAUACUAUAGGGAGGUAGGAGAGUUUCCGAAGCUGGAAGAGAGUUUCUAUGCAAAUCCUCUACCAGGGUGCAUAUGUGAAAAGGGAAGGAGAAAGUAAAACCAGAAGACAAAGGCAGAGAGAAAGCUUUCCCCCCCUUGUUUCACUCUCCAACAGGUUGCGCCCAACUCCAGAAGCCUGACUUUUGAGGAGAGGUAUGGUGCUGCCUGCCAUUCUUCCACAAGUAUUAAGUCGGAAACUGGCGUUUGUACAUCUCGUCGUCGACCUUUUUAAGAACUGUUUCUACUUGAUAGGAGAGAACCUGGAAACAUUCAACAGCAAGAAAGAAAAGUGCAUAGCUGAAGGAAUGGAGGAGGGAACCAUUGGCAUUGAUUGUAGUCAUAGCUCCACAACUUUAUUUUUUUUGUGUGUGUACAAAACACAACACCGACACGAAUACUAAUGUAUGUAGCCACUGAGGGAUAUGGAAAAGCUGUAAAAUGUCGGCUCAAUUGGGGCUGAACAGGGUUGGUUUGCACUUAAAAGCGGCUCCAGAUUUGUUGGAGCCACCAUAUACACAUUGGAUGAUGGCUUAGUGAGUAGAGUUUAUAUUCAUUCUUGGAUGUCAAUAAAACCUUAAACAGGACUGUCAAUUUUGAAAGCAAAUGACACUGUUUCAAGCUAUGCUUUAUGCAGUUCAAUAAGUUGCUGAACUUACAAGCAUUGACAUUAAACAGGUUCACUGUUAUGCCCACAUCAUGAUGUGACCAUUUCAACGUCGAUUACGAGACCAUAUCAUAUCUCGUCGUAGAACACAUUAAACCUCCUCGACGAGCAUAAUUUAAACACAAUUCCACCAGAUCAUAUCAAUGUGCACGCUGUAUCCCUCCAUUUCUUCUCUUGUUCUUCAACUUGAAACAGUUCUCGACGACAUGGUUGUCCAUCUUGCAGUACCUGCAAAACAAUCUCUCACUCGAACCAUCCCUACCAACCUCUCUUGCUUCCACUCGUAAUUCGCGCACCCUAACCUCGUCCAAAGCAUCACGAAAACUAGGCAAAGGGUCCCUAACCAGCAACCGAUCCCUGACGGUGCUAAAUUUCUCAUUCAACCCAUUAAGGAAGCUUACCACGCGCUCUUCUUCCCGAUACUUGUUUAGAGCUUUCACAGCUUCACAGUCGCAGCUACAUUUAGGAAUCGGCCUGUGAAAACGAUACUCUGCCCACAGGGAUUCGAAUUUGGAGUGGUAGUCCGUAACAGAGAGGUUACCUUGUCGGAUGGUGAAGAUCUGAGUUUUGAGGUCGAUUAGGCGAGCUGGAUUUGGUCUUCCGAACGACUUCUCCAGUUGCUCCCACAGCUCGGCCGCUGUUUCGACUCGGUAGAAGGUUUGGGCAAUUGGGUCGGCGAGGGUGUGGAGGAGCCACAGCAGGACGGUGGCGUUGGACCUUGCCCAGUCGCGGUGAUUUGGGUCGGUGGCGGCGGCGGGUUUCUUGAUUUCGCCGUUGACGUAGCCGAUUAGGUCGGCGGCUGUGAGGGCUACGGUUACGCGACGGUGCCAGAGGUGGUAGUUUGUUCUGUUUAGCUUGGUGGGAAUGACGGGUAGCGGGAAAUCCUCGUCGGGGGUUGGGUAGGAGAUUCCUCCGCCGAUGGUGAGAUCGCCGUCGGUCAUGGCGAUUCGUUAAUUGGAUAUCGGGAAGCCGGGUGAUCGCAGGGAAAAGGAAUUUGAACUAUUUAUUGUUUUUUUUUU
Molecule: messenger RNA, 4161 nt
Organism: Linum tenue
Lineage: Eukaryota; Viridiplantae; Streptophyta; Magnoliopsida; Malpighiales; Linaceae
Source: the annotation of a GenBank genome assembly